AUGAGCAGCGAUCAUCAAGAUCCUCGUGGCUUCCCGCCACCCACCACCAUCGACGAACUCCACCGCCAACCAUCUUCAUCCACCACCGGAAACAACCUCUCUGAUUUUCCCACACCACGUCUUCUCCAUACUCCAUCUCCAUUAAUGUCGCUUGAAGUUGAUACUAACGCCCUAGAAUCACCAGUUUCAGCCGCUCUCGGCAGCCCAAUCUUUACCACUCCGUCAACUUCUUUCGACGGUGCAGCACCGGCAACCACCACCACCACUACCGUAAAUACCCACAACCCACUUCGCCAAACUUCAACAGACACCAAUUCAUCUGCCAAUCAAGAUCCGCCAUCAAUCGCCACAACAUCAUCCAAAGUCCUGGAGCCACCAACAAGAAACAUCCUACUCCGCCACUCACAUUUCGAUCCAAUCAAAACUGAUUCUUAA
This is a messenger RNA of Lactuca virosa, 435 nucleotides long. The record is from the annotation of a GenBank genome assembly. NCBI's taxonomy places the organism in Eukaryota, Viridiplantae, Streptophyta, Magnoliopsida, Asterales, Asteraceae.